This is a messenger RNA of Hemicordylus capensis (graceful crag lizard), 1924 nucleotides long. RefSeq names its product sorting nexin family member 21 (gene SNX21). The record is from RefSeq and is a predicted model, not a curated record. Lineage: Eukaryota; Metazoa; Chordata; Lepidosauria; Squamata; Cordylidae. Gene Ontology annotation, cellular component: early endosome membrane. Gene Ontology annotation, molecular function: phosphatidylinositol phosphate binding. Bases 274 to 1395 code for a protein of 373 amino acids. Gene Ontology annotation, biological process: protein transport. The transcript has 4 exons.
GGCGGGGGGUUGGAGGCAGGUGGGAGGGGCCGGCUCAGCUGCAGCUGCGCCGCUUCGGGCCACGGCAAGGGAGGGGAGCCGCCGCCCCGCAUUGGGCGCCCGGCCGGAGUGACUCCGGAUUGGCAGCGCCGCCGGCGGGAUCCCGGCCAGGCUCUGGGCAGCGGCGCUUCGCGGCCGGAGCGGCCCUCGCAGACCGAGGAGGCGGCGGCGGAGGCGCACAACCGCCCGGCGGCUCGGAGCACCUCGCUGGCAGGUGCCCAGCAGCCGCCUGCCAUGGCCUCCCACAUCUUGCACCGCCUGCGGCAUGCACUGAGCGGAGAGGGGGCCCGGGAGGGACCGGCAGGCGGCAGCCCCGAAGCCGAGGAGUUUCCCGAAAGCUCGGAGCUGGAGGAUGACACCGAGGGCCUCUCCACCCGGCUCAGUGGGACUCUGAGCUUCACCAGCGAGGAGGAGGAGGAGGAAGAGGAAGAUAAUGCCAGCGCGGCCAGGCGGGAGCUGGAGGAACCCCUGGAUUCAGGCCUGCCUGGGGAGGCGGCGGCGAACGGAGGAGCCACCGUUGGUGCAGAGCACAGCCCCCCCUUGGGGGAGCGCCGGGGCAGUAACAUGCUCACGCGGCAGCUGCAGGAGCUCUGGCGGAAGUCACGUGGCAGCCUGGUGCCCCAGCGCCUCCUCUUCGAGGUCACCAACGCCAACGUGGUCAACGAGCGCAACUCCAAGUACGUGCUCUACACCAUCUACCUGAUCCGGGCGGGCCAGUUUGACCAGGCCCCUGCCACGAUUGCCCGCCGCUACUCGGAUUUUGAGCGGCUGAACCGGCACUUGCGCCGCCACUUCAGCAGCGACAUGGCCGGAGUCUCCUUCCCGCGGAAGCGGAUGCGGCGCAACUUCGCGGCCGAGACCAUCGCCAAGCGCAGCCGGGCCUUCGAGCAGUUCCUGGCCCACCUGCACGCCUUGCCGGAAAUCCGCCGCUCGAGCGGCUACCUGGAGUUCUUCUUCUUGAACGACCUGCAGGGGGCGCAGCGGCUGACGGGCAGCGGCAUGUACCGGGAGGCCCUGGCGGCCUGGACCAACGCUCACCGGCUGCAGGGCAAGCUGGGCGCCUGCCGCUCCGGCCACUUCCUGCUCACCCUGGCGGGCCUGGCCGUCUGCCACCAGGAGCUGGACCAGUUGUGUGAGGCCCGUGGCUACUUGGAGCAGGGCCUGCAGCUGCUGGAGGCUAGCGACAGCCACCCGCUGCUGGCCCCCUUCCUGCAGGCCCACAUCCAGCUGGCCUUGGUGCGGGGCCAGGACGCACGGCAGGCCCAGGCCCGGCUGCAAGGCCUCCAGGAAGCUGGCCUGGCUGGGCUGCAGCCGCCCACCCUGAAGGAGCUGCUCAUCAAGCAGACUUUGCCCUGAGCCCUGCGGAAGAGCCGGAGGGCCAGCAGCCGCCCUGGCGGGGCUUGCAUGGCAGGGGGCAGGAGCUGCCGGCCCUGGAAGCGAGAGGUGCGCCGGAGGAGUGGAGGCUGCCGUGCUGAUCCUGUCGCUUGGGGCAGCUUUCGUGCCAGCUGGCUUCCAUGGGAGGAACUGAGGAGGCACAGCCCCUGCAGCUUCCGGAGGGGCUUGUCUCUUGCGUGGGGGAAUUAGCUGCUAACAGGGGAUGCUAACACUACUGGGGAAAGGGGUGGUAGCAGCUACCAUGUUGGUUCAAUCAGCUGAGGAGGAGCAAAAAAGGGAAGCUUGUGGGAGGUGCUGCUGCGGGACGGGGGCUCUCCAGACUCUCUCCCCAUAACGUGGUGUGGAAGACAGAGGGAGCCUGGCCCCUCUGCAUUGCAGCCCCAGAAAAACAAGAGCCUCGUGGGAAGCCUCGGUCACUUUAUUAGCAGUAGGGAGAGCCGAAGCCCGGCGGCCUGCGUCUAACCAAUAAAUAAAGCCACCCUGGCCAGUG